AUAGAAUUUCUAAUCAAUGACAUUGGAGUGAAGUUGGUUCGACGGUACCUUGUUGUAUGACCAAUUGAAUUUCAUAACAUUAUGCAUUGUUCAAUGUUGCAAUUUCGAAUUGUUUUUCGUUGCGAAGAAGUUGAAUUUUUCUUUUAAAAUAUUAUGAAAAAAAUGAUGAAAAAAUAAUAAAGAAAAAUCUUCUGGAAAUUAGUAUUAUUUUCACUCAAAUUGAAUUGCAACAAUAACGAUGGUGUGGAGAAUUUUGAAUUUCAUUUGUCCGACACCCUCCCUUGCUGUGGCGCUGUAUGCAGCAUCAAUUGUGUGAAGAGAAUUCGGUUCGUGUCGAACUGUCAAUUCACUUGAAAAUUUGAACAACAACCAGCGCAACGACGCAUUCAUCUGUUCAACAACAAUUUUUUAAUGGUUUAAAAGAAAAAAACAGAACACCAUAUAUUCCAGUUUUUGUAAUUGUUUGAGUAAAAAGUGUAGUUAAAUUUUAAGAAAAGUGUAUGUAAAUGUUCUUGUGAUUGUAGAAUAAAAAAGAUUUUUUAGAAAUAUUGAAAGGGAAAUUCAUCAAAACGAUUUUGGUCGGCUGCUACUGAUAUGAUCAGCACAUCAAAUGCAGUUUAACAGUUAGAUUGGCGCGCGCACACAUCAAUUUAGAUUUUCAAGCAAUUCGGAAAAUUUCAACAGAAUCUCAAGAUGAGCAAAAAGUCAUUUUCCAGCAUUUAUUCAGAAUAUACGAAGUUCUAUGGCGAGAAAAAUCAUGCCCAAUGCCUGGAAGUUUUCGCUCGAUUCGAUUUGAAGAGCAGCUACGCCAACUACAGUGAACAAGUGAAUUUUCUGCUACGAUCAGCAUGCUACUGUUUGUUCUCAUUAAAAAAUCCAAACGAAAGGUACAACGUUUCGAUUGCAAAUGGUUAUAAAAACGUUCUGUCCGAAGCAGCAAAUGGUUCUGAUUAUGAAAAAUUCUUAUCGAUAUUGAGUUAUUUCCUGACCAAUUCGGAUCGAUACCUUGCGUUGAUCUCGGGAUUGUCAUCAUCGGCAACGAGUGAUUGGCUGCGAGCAACGAACAAAUACAUAUUUCAAGUGCUCAAGAAUGCAAAUAUUGUCGACGAUGUGGCUCAUAUCAAGCGUAAGGAAAUCUAUUUACAACUCACACAAGCGUUGUUGAUAUUUGUGUACGCCGAAGUAAAACAGGCUAGUUUGUCAAAGAGCAGUUGGAAAUUCGAUGAAAGCCGGAGCUUCUUGAGUAGUUGUCAACAGUUCAAUUUGUUCCAAGAAGGGGAAAGCAUCCGGCAAUACAGUUUAUGCUUCGAAAUGUUGGACAAGUUUCUUGUUGCUCUCAGUUCAGAAGCUGGCAAUGGGAAAUUGGGACAAGCCAUUGAGACAUUUUUGAAACAUUUAAAAUCGUUGACAAAGUCAAAUGAGGUACGUGCAACACUCACUCAAGACAAUUACGUGACAUUGGCCAAAAUUUUGAAAGCGUACACACCGCAGUUUGUCCAAACUGUAGACCCAAAGAACGUGGCUGGCUGCUUCAAAGUCAUUGAAUACGUUGGUCGCGUGGUGAAACAAGUGAAAUCAACCAAACCAUUUUGCACGGACUGCAAUAGCAUCGGCGAACAUUGCACACACGAACUGGCGGUUUUAGCAUCGGAAAUGUAUUCAACGUUGAUUGAAAAAGAGACCGGUGAGCCGAUUGAAGAAUUUGCCAAUAUUAUCCAGUACGAUUUUGAUGCCGUUUGUAAGCUAAAGUGCGCCAAAAUGCUGGAUACACAACGCGAUGCCGUUUCCAAGGUUCGAAAUUUGGCAAGAAAAUGCGAAUCAAAAGAAAACGCCAAAUUCAUGAUACCAGUCAUAAAGUCGCUCUUGAAGCGCUACAAUAAAUUCAAACUGAUGGAAGAACAACUGUUGGUGAAUAGCUUCGAUGUGGUGUAUAUGCUUAACCAUUUAUUCACUAUUCUCAAUGCAACGGAUCGAUGGGAGGAAGUGGUCGAUGUCGGCUAUUUGUACAUGGCGUUCCAUUCGUCGGUUCCGAAUCAUCCGUCAGGAAAUUUCGAGCACAUUGUUUGGACAUUGGCCAAAAAGCAAAAAGAUAACAAAGCAACGAAAACCCCGUACGACAACUUCAGCAAGCCCACAGAGGAAUCAUUGUACGGACUUAAGCUACCCGAUAAUUUGAAUAUUAAUAAACUUUCACUCGAUUUGUUGAGAGUUGGUUUCAAAUACGGUAUUCUAACACCUGACCUGAGUAACCGAGUUAUAAAUCAGCUACUGGAGGCAUCAAUGAAGAAUUCCGAUUCAUUACGAUUCGCAUUGUCCGUCCAAUCAAUGAAAUUCGACAAAGAGACCAGUGAACGAGUGGAUAAGCUGGUGAGUUUGUUCCAUGCCAAAAGUAAAAAGGAUUUGUCAAUUGCACUGCAGCUUGCCGCCAUCAAAUACCUGAGAUUGAAUUUUGAAGGCACACAAAUACAAGACAAAUAUUCCAAUCUAAGCAUCUCAGAAGCACUAUCAGAAGCGCAAAUUGCAUCGCAGACCAGCAUUUUUCGUGAUAUUACGUUCGAUCAAGAGAAAACUCAAAUCGAAACGUUGCGCUACGUGAAAGAUAAAUUCAUUGGAUUUGUGCAAUUUUAUCUAAGUAAAACGGAUGAAGAACGACAGAAAUUCAAUGAUGAAAAGGAACUAUUAUUGCGGGAGCUCAAGGUAGUUGCAAAUCAGUUUGUUGUUCGUGGUUAUAUGGAAGAUGGGUUUGAAUUGUACAUGGCGCUGUUUAAGCUGUCAAAAGAAAUUCAGGAUGAAUUUGGACUGAUCGAUGCAUGCUCAUUCUUUGCUGAAAACUCGUCAGAUUUCAAGCAAAAAUUCUCAAAAGAAAACCUACAGUCAAUCAUCGAAGAAUGCUUUGCUGCCUGUGUAGAAAAACUCAAGUAUUUAAACCAUUUGUCGACUCGCAAGCAAACUCAAGUAUGCUUCUGCAUUUUGAAUCUAGUAUUAUACUACUACGAGGACAGCGGUAAAUAUGAAAAAGAAAUCCAUUUGAUUUUGGCGUUUAUUUUUAAAACCAUCGGCGGCACUGGCGAUGAAAAGAUGGAAAAGACAAUGGAAGCUUUGAUUGGGUCCAUAGAAAAAGCCAAAACGAAUAACGAAAUAAGGAAAAGUUUCUCGGAAGCGAUUCGCAUCAAAUUCUAUUCGGUAUUGUUCACCAUAAUCACAAAAUACGGAGCACCGAGCGCUUUUCAUCCGACCAAAUUUAUUCAGUUCGUCAUGAAUCACAUUAAAACGUAUUUGAGUGUGUAUUACGACAACACAGCCGCAGUUCCGAUAUUACUGUACAAUGUGAUACCGGAAAUGGUGAUGUGGCUUGAAGGCCACUAUCAAUUGAAUGUCGAUAUUCCGGCGCUUGUGCUAACGUUGCUAAAAUUAUCAUUGAAAUCGGGCUAUGCAAACCGUUCGGUUAAUUUGAUGAUCGUUCUGCUGCAAAUGGAUUUAUUAGGAGAGAAAUUGACACCGUGCAAGACCAAAUUGAAGGCAUUGGAAUAUGUGAUGCUGUCAGAAGCCCCAACAUCAACCGAAUAUAAAAAAUCGGAGAGUCCUGUGUACGCAAUAGAUAACAAUAAACUGUGUGAACCAAUUCGAAAGCAAGCUACCGCUACCAGUCCAAUGAAGUGCCUAUCACCGAAACAGGUUAGUGUCGGUAGCCUAACAACUCAAUCGAUUAGAUAUUUGCCGAAUCACGCGAAUGGCUGUGAGUGUGGGAUUUGUUUCAGUCCGCAGAACAAAUUUUUCAUCUUUUGUGUGGCUGUGGCCUACGCUCGUUACGUCUAUGUGAACGAUGAAGAAUUCGAUGCAAGAACGAAACGUGCUGUAUUCACCGAGCUGCUCAAGUACUGGGAGAAGUGUCGAAAAGAGAAAACGCUGCCCAAAAAUGAUUGGUAUUAUAUUGUUAGUGCUCGUAUGCUAUCAUAUGAUGCUCAUUUCAAAUGGAAAUUUGAAAAAGACUAUUCAAACGCUGUAGAUCAAUUACUUCGAGGUUUGAAAGGAUUGGAAAGAGUUAAAAAUGGUGCAAAUACACUAAAAUACGACCUCCAACACCAGGUUGAUCGAAUGAAUGAAACAAUCCGUUCCAAAGAGAUGACCAGAGAGGAAAGAUAUGCGGGCCCAAACUAUAUCAUUCGUAACAAAGGGUUCGUUGAUCAAGUGGAAGCUCAACCAAAGAAAAAAGCGCAACCAGCUACGAAGACUGCGGCAAAAUCACGAACGCCUGCCCUUGUAGUCAGUACACCAAAACCACGAGUCAACCUACUUGACAUGAUAAACAAAGAGCCAACACCGAAAUUCGCCAAUUUCCAGAUACACGACGACGGGGCUGUAGGAGGUGCAGAAAUCACACCCAGCUUGAAGCGAUCAACGCGAAGUCAGAGAAAAAAAGUGGACGAGACACCGGUUCGUAAGGCAUCGGUUUGGGAGAUUUUGGAUGAUGACGAAAAUAACGUUGCCAAAACCUCUGAACGACCGAAACGUGUUCCAAAAUCAAAUGCAGCACCAACCGAUUAUAUUGAUUUAGCAUCCGACUUACCACCGCCGAAAAUAAAUUUCAAACGUAAUCUGCCAACCAUUCACAUAGACUUAACUUCACCACCAGAAAAGAAUGCUGAAAACAAUGAGAAGUCAACACCGGAAACACCAAUCACGUCAAAACCGCCACAAAUAAGCGGACCCAAAAAACCAAAAUGUCCACCAAAAAAGGAUGCACGUAAAGUGGUGGUCAAUGAAACCUAUCUACCGAAACAAUGAACAGUUGGAGAGUUCGAGAAGCCAAAUUAGAUUAAACCAAAAGUGAAAAUGAAAACAAAAGCGAUUCCAUGAUUUUUUCUUUCAUUUAGUUUUUAAUAUAAAAUGUCCAUAAUUCCAACAUGUUUUAUCAGACCUGUGUACAUUUCGAAUGGAAUUGGUGUUCGCAUAACAAAACAUUUCUAUUUGAUCUGACUAAUACAAUAUGUACAAAUGGCAUUCCAAAUAGACUGUUUGUUUAACUAAAUUUUAAUUAUCUAAUUUUUUUCUUCCAAAAUGAAUCAAUAAAUGUUGUCACGAUACAGUGCAAAGUGUGACACUUGAACCAAAA
Molecule: messenger RNA, 5113 nt
Organism: Sitodiplosis mosellana (orange wheat blossom midge)
Lineage: Eukaryota; Metazoa; Arthropoda; Insecta; Diptera; Cecidomyiidae
Exons: 6
Coding region: 694-4785 (1363 amino acids)
Source: RefSeq, a predicted model, not a curated record